AUGCAUCGUCUUUUUGCUGAGCUGGAGCCAUCUUUAAUCGUCACAGAGCAAAACCUGGCAGACCGAGUUCGGUAUAUCUUGCGCUCAAAUAUAUUUGAUGUCGCCGAACUCGAACGGCUACGACGUGAGGCUGUUCCCUCGUCGGAUGAGAAUGCUACGGCUGAGGAUGCGGCGCCACAAAUGGUAGAGCAACCCGCAAACGUGGAUGCCGCCGUGAAUACCCCAGUUGUGGUUGAUUCAAACGAUGAUGGAACAGUCGCCCAGGAACUGGAAUUAGAGCAUAUGAGGAGUAUAUUGGAAGAGGCGAUUGUGGAAACGCGCAGUACGCCUCUCGAAAAUCGACCGCGACUUCCACGCAUAGCCCUAAGCAAGCGGAAUCGGGCUGUCGUGAGGGCUCUGAACCCAAUGCUGGUUACCUAUUUGGAAGCCAGCCGGGACCUUUGCGAGACGGACUCAAUUCUUUUUGGCGCCGCGCUGGCAGUCUGCCGUAUCAUAGGCGCCAAGGUUUCCACGGCUGGACGCGCUACUGGCCAUAGUAGCGCUAUCCCAGCAUGGAGAAGAAGAAUUGAGGAACGUAUCGCAAAGGCUAGAGCUCUCAUCGGCAGACUGAUAUGCUUCAGAUCAGGCAACAACAGGCCAAGAAUUGUGCGCACCGUCAGGAUGGCGUUUGCUGGGACAAAUGUCAGUUUGUCCCAGCCGGAUAUAACGCAAAAACUGACGGAGCGCAUAGAUGAUCUGAAGCAGAGAAUCGCUGCUUGGGGAAAGCGGAUUCGGCGAUAUACCGAGAGGUCGACACGGUUCAACCAGAAUCGUCUCUUCCAGAGUGAUCAGAAGAGGCUCUAUGAAUCAUUGGAGCGACCAAUGGUAAGUGGAACGGGUCCAGCACCGGAUCAGGCCGACACUGUAGCAUUCUGGCGCGGCCUGUGGUCAGAGCCCGUAAACCACAGCGAGGGCCCUUGGACGGAAGUUGUGGCGAGUCAGUGUGCGGGUAUUACGCCCAUGGACCCCGUCAUCAUAACGCCGGAUGACGUAGCUGAGGCGGUUCGUAGGGCCCCGAACUGGAAAAGUCCGGGGCUUGACGGGCUGCAUCACUACUGGCUGAAGGGGUUCAUGGUGUGUCACUCUGUGCUCGCCCGACAGUUUCAAGAGGCUCUCAACCAGAAGUCGCUCCCAAGCCUCUUCACUACUGGGAUCACUCAUUUAGUUCCUAAAGACCAGGGUACCACAGACCCGAGCAAAUACCGCCCCAUCACAGAUGAACCGGAACUGUCUAACAUUCGAAGACGUUCUUCUGAAACGGACUUAUCAACUGAGCAGACACUCCUCGUCAACCCAGAUUGCCACGUACGGGUGAUGUUGGAGUACAUAAGAAAGAAAUGCAGGUUAGGGAUCUACACCCACUUCGAUCUGUGCGAUGAGACUGGAGCAUUGAAAGAACUGUUCAGUCUGCCGGCACACACGAACGUGGCGAACUUGUUUGAGCACAGGAAGACGUACUAUAUAAUCGUUUUAAAACAGGAAACGGACAAGCGGCUUAUUGUAUUGCCUCAACUGAACCACGACAACAAGAUCUACUCUGAUUUGAAGGCCAAGGUCAAAAGGCAUCUCCUGUCAAGUGAAAGUAGUCACCUGGUUUCGUCGCAGUCAAAGAUAUCGCCAUCUUUGCCCAGUAAGACUGCUUCUAUCAAUGUAAUAAAGCCAUCUUUGAAGAAAAAUAAAUGA
This is a messenger RNA of Parnassius apollo (apollo), 1722 nucleotides long. Lineage: Eukaryota; Metazoa; Arthropoda; Insecta; Lepidoptera; Papilionidae. The record is from the annotation of a GenBank genome assembly.